GUAACACUAUGAAUAUUUCGAAUUCGCGCUUUCAACGGAUACGACACCAAUAUCUCGCUCGCUCUAUGUUAGCGUACACUGACCAGGUGAAACCAAAUCCACUCAACAAAGCAUAAUCAUGAAGACUUUCAUCACACUGUUCGUUCUCGCUGUUUGCGUGGCUCCCCUCUACGCACUCGAUUGUUACACAUGCGGCUUCGUUUCUGGGUUCGGCGGAGAAGUGUGUAAAGAUACAUUUGACAUUGCCUCCCUGAAUAGCAGCAGUGACGUCACAACAAGCACUUGCAGUGGUUCGUGCGCGAAAACCGUCGUAACCGUCAAUGGAGAAGUGACGGCCGUUACCCGUUCCUGUUCAGGUGCCUGUACCGCUGGAUGUAUAUCCUUCUUCGGUAUCAAGACCUGCACAAACUGCUGCACUGGAGAAUAUUGCAACGGCGCCACCAACGUCCAUAUGAGCAUCAUCGCUAUAAUGGCAGCACUCCUGGUCGCUCUUGGAUUUUCCCGUUGAGAAAAUAAUGAAA
Strongylocentrotus purpuratus (purple sea urchin) is the source of this 521-nucleotide messenger RNA. RefSeq lists its product as uncharacterized. The record is from RefSeq and is a predicted model, not a curated record. Bases 119 to 508 code for a protein of 129 amino acids. The transcript has a single exon. Lineage: Eukaryota; Metazoa; Echinodermata; Echinoidea; Camarodonta; Strongylocentrotidae.